AUGAGACGACCUCUUACAAUCUUUAAUUUUCUCACCUCUCGUCAACAACACCUUUCCCUUGGAAAUAUCCCGAAAUCUUCCUUACUUAGACAUAUCUCUCACCGGGUUUUUGCAUUUCCUGGACCUGCGAUGUCCACGAUUGAAAAAGUCUCUCGAGUCCAAUACGAAUAUAUUGAAGAUAUAGAGAGAUUAGAAAGAUAUCAGCUCGGAGGUUAUCACCCAAUAUUAAUCGGAGAUAUUCUUAAAGAUCGAUACCAAGUUGUUCACAAGCUCGGCCAUGGGACAUUCUCUACAAUCUGGCUUUCACAGGAUAUCCAGCAAACAACUUAUGUGGCUGUAAAAGUAUGCACCGGAGAUUCAUCUCCUCAUGAGGCUGACUUGCUGUACGAUAUUUCGGAUCCACCCCAAACCAAUCAUCCAGGCCGGGCCAUGAUUCCUACGAUACUAGAUCAGUUUGAACUCCAAGGACCAAACGGAUAUCACAGAUGCUAUGUAUCAUCACCAGCACAAAGCAGUAUAGCCGAUGCAACCCUAUUUCGUCUCUUUCAAAUUGAGACAGCACGCUCCCUAGUGGCCCAGUUAGUUUUGGCUAUUGCAUAUACCCAUACACAAGGGUAUGCUCACGGAGAUAUUCACCUUGGGAAUGCUCUACUUCGCCUACCUUCUAACUUAGAUCAACUUUCUAUUGAUCAGCUCUAUGAAAAAUUCGACAAACCUGUCACGGAGCCAAUUAUACGUCACGAUAGAGAGCCCCUCCCCCCUGGAGUCCCUCCUCUUGCUACCAUACCGCGAUUGGGAAGCCAAUGCCGAGCACCCACUCCCUUUUUACCACCCGAAGCAUAUUUCGAACCAGAGAAACGUAUCUCAUUCCCUAUUGAUAUCUGGACCCUAGCAUGCGCCAUCUGGUCUAUCUUGGGCUCUCGUGCACUUUUUGACGGCACACUUGCUACACAUGAUGACAUAUCCCAGCAGCAGAUAGAUAUCCUUGGAGAAUUGCCACAUAAGUGGUGGAAUAAGUGGGAGGCCCGGUAUAAAUAUUUUGAUGAAAGAGGGAAACCAAAGAAGGAUCGAUAUGUCUUCCCGGCCCUUGAGGAUCGUUUCGAGAAGCAUAUACAAGAACCCCGAAGGAAGGACAGUGUGGGUGAGUUCGAUAGGGAGGAAACGGCAGCGCUUUUAGUUAUGCUUCGCUCAAUGCUGGCUUUUAGGCCUGAGGAGCGAGCCACAAUAGAAACAGUUCUAGGCUCCGAUUGGAUGGUAAAUUGGGGUUUGCCUGAGUUUGAAAAAUCUUUGGAAGUGUGA
Messenger RNA from Microsporum canis CBS 113480, 1299 nucleotides. RefSeq names its product protein kinase domain-containing protein. Gene Ontology annotation, biological process: protein phosphorylation; spliceosomal complex assembly; regulation of mRNA processing. NCBI's taxonomy places the organism in Eukaryota, Fungi, Ascomycota, Eurotiomycetes, Onygenales, Arthrodermataceae. The transcript is spliced from 3 exons. Gene Ontology annotation, molecular function: protein kinase activity; ATP binding. The record is from RefSeq and is a predicted model, not a curated record. The coding region runs from base 1 to 1299 and encodes 432 amino acids.